Thunnus maccoyii (southern bluefin tuna) is the source of this 4394-nucleotide messenger RNA. Its product is annotated as vasorin-like. The coding region runs from base 424 to 2583 and encodes 719 amino acids. The transcript has 3 exons. NCBI's taxonomy places the organism in Eukaryota, Metazoa, Chordata, Actinopteri, Scombriformes, Scombridae. The record is from RefSeq and is a predicted model, not a curated record. Gene Ontology annotation, molecular function: protein binding.
CCCUGCUGCUGAGGAUAUAGUUUGCAGGUGCAGUCAGCCUCGGGGACGCGCACGGCUGCGCGUUCAGGCUUUGCACGGUACCUCCCACUUCUCCAGCUUGUUUAAGUGCUGGCCUCCUCCGCUUCAAUGAGCGCUAUUGUUGAACAGACUGUGCGCCCCUGAACGUUGCCGGAGCCGGGUCUCCAAUUCUGACAGACGGAGCGGAGCCAGUGCGCUGCGGCGAUACACCUUUUGGUUUAAACUCCUUGUGGACGCUAACUCUGCUGCAAACUUUUAGAACAGUUUUUUGGGGAGAGUUUGCAUUGAGACACGCCGACAAAAGUGGAUAAAACAUUUGAGCAAAAGCUGCUCGAGCGCAUUCCCGCGGACUUUGGAUUACUUUACCAAGCCUCCUGUCCUUUCUUCUCUCAGCGCUUGAUAUACAUGCAUUUUAAGAGUUUCAGGCCCGACAUCACCAUGCUGACUUAUAUCCUUCUCUUCUUUGCCUCAUCUGGUCUGGUGUCAUCCUUUGAGUGCCCAGCAGACUGUUCCUGUCAACCCCAGGACUCAAUAUUCUGUAUUCAGCGACGGUCCAGCACUGUGCCCCGCGUCCCCACCAGCACCCGAAAUCUCUACAUCUUCCAAAAUGGCAUUGAUACUUUGGCCCAAGAUGACUUCAGAGGUCUGGGGGAGUUGGAGUUGUUAGAUCUGAGCCAGAAUGAGCUGGCAGAGGUUCCAGAUGGUGUGUUUGAGAUGCUGUCAAAGCUGAAGAACUUAGACCUGUCAUCUAACCACAUCACCCAUAUUUCCAAAGAAAGUUUUUCUGGAUUGGUCCAACUGGAGAGGCUGUAUCUCCAUGCAAAUCGCAUCCAGAGCAUCCAUAUGGAAGCUUUUGAUGGCUUAGAGAUGCUACUGGAACUCAAGCUCCAAGGGAACCAGCUCACCUCACUGCCAUCUCUUAAUUUCCCCAAUCUUCUGCUUCUAGAUCUCAGCAACAAUAACAUCCCAACCCUGGGACCAUCAGACCUCCAGACUCCCCACUUGGAAGCCCUUAAGGUGGCCUCUUUGGGGCUUAUCUCUGUGAAUGAGGAUCUCAUAGCCUCCCUGGGGAACCUCCAUGACCUCGACAUCUCCAACAACCAGUUAACUGAGGUGCCUCAGGCCCUAAAGCAGGACUCCCUCAAGGGAUUGAUCAAGCUUAGCCUGGCUGCCAACUCGUUGGGUGAGCUCAAGAAGGAGGACUUCCAGAAACUGAAUGGGCUCCAAGAGCUGGACCUCAGUGGACUUAAUCUCCAGGGAUUUCCUCACGGUUUCUUCCAGACCUUCCCCAGAUUGACACUUCUGACAGCAGCUGAGAACCCAUUCAAUUGCUUGUGUCCAUUAGCCUGGUUCCCUGUCUGGCUAAAAGAGAGGAGUGUGAAUCUUGGGAGACCUGAGGAAACUAGAUGCCACUUCCCCCUAGUUAAUGCUGGGAAGAAGCUUUCAGCACUGGAGCACAAAGACUUUGGGUGUCCACCUACCACAACAUUGAUGAUUGCCUCCCCCAUUGGGAGUACUCCUGUUCCCCAGAUGCCAACCACAUCUCCAGAAGCCACACAUACCAAUGCCAUUCCUCCUCCACCUCCACCCAGUGAGGAAACCCUCUCCUCAGAAACAGACAGCUACCCCCUUCCACCAGAACCUCCAGUUUCCCCUAGCUCUACCAGUGGGGAAUAUGAGCAGCACAUCUGUCCAGCAAACAUCUGUCUCAAUGGGGGCACUUGUAAUUUUGACCCGUUGGGGCAACUGGGCUGCCUGUGUCCCUCAGGAACCUCGGGCCUAUACUGUGAAAAUGUGGAUGAGGUUCCUGAGCCACCAAAACCUUCAGCAACAGAAGUGUCUGUGGUCGCCCCUGAGAUACCUGCUGAGCUUGAUGCCAUCAGCUCACGCCAGGUGACCUCCACAUCUAUCCUUCUUGACUUGCACCGCUUCAUCGAGACACGGCCACACAUCCGUGGCAUCAGGCUGACCUACCGUAACCUCUCAGGCCCUGACCGCCGUCCCAUUAUUCUGAGUGUGCCGGCAUCCUACCCUGAGUAUACUUUGCGUGGUUUGAGACCUAACUGCACCUAUUCAGUCUGUGCCACUCCCCUGGGUGAGAGAAUGAAUUCAAGGGUCAACAGCUCUGUAGAAACUGGGUCAUGUACAGAGGCUCGCACCGCAGGGGUUCCACUGACAUCCUCAGAGCCCAGGGUGGAGACACAGAGCCAGCUCACAUACACUCUCAUACCCGCCCUGGCUGCCCUGGCACUGGUGCUGGGGUUGGCUGUGGUGGUUGGUACAAUCAUCUGUUUGCGUAAGAGGAGGCAGGCCAAGGCAGGAAUGGAACUGGAGCUGGGCCCUGCUGAUCCUGAUCCCAUGGAACUGGAGGGGGUCAAGGCCUGCCUGGAGAACGGGGGAAAUGGUACGCUACCCCACAAACAGCCUGAGAUUGAUCGUUGUCAUACUCCUCAGCCACCUCCAUCCUUGCAACAAAAUGGGGGUUUGGACUAUGAAGUACCUUUGAUGCAAGGACAUUGCCCAUCAAAUAAUAAUCUAGCAUCCCUAAAGCCAUCUUAUUUCUAAGAUGCAAUAAAAUACAAACACUUGGAAAGAUUUUGGAGCGAGUGGGCUUGCCCAUCGAGACUUGUGAGAUCCUGUUGUGGCUCAUUUGGUGGUUAAAAAUCAAAUUUUCAUUCCAAUUUCAGAUAUCCAUAAUUUGAAAAGUGGCACUUAUUAUCCUUUAUUGUCCAAAUGACAUGACUACAGACUGGAUCAUCUAUUUUAGAGAUACUGAAUGAUGAAUUUAAGAUUACAGCAUAUUGGAAAUGUGCUACCACUGUGGGACAGUGAACAGGAUAUGGUUUAAAGUCAUCCAGCAGAGUUUGAUGGUGGUGAAACCUAACCAAGUGAUUAAACUAAGUGCAAUCGACUAGAAGGGUCUUAGUAGCAGACUGAUAACGAAAGUGCCUUUUUGCAUUGACACAACUGUAACUGAUGGCUCAUUUUUAAAAGGAUUCUUUGUUUAUAUAAAAGAAACUAUUUGAAUGAGCUAUAAUCCUGUUGCUGGAUUUGGAAGAUACUGCGUUUGGUCUACAGAACUGGAGGAAAUGACAGUGAUAUAAAUGAAAACAGUGAUGCAGAUGUAGACUCGUCUUGACCACACGUCCUGGUACAAAAUUGGAUUUCAAACAACUCCAGCUGCUCCACGGGGAUUAUAAAAAGAACUUGCACUGAAGGGAGAUAUUCCUUUUCCUUUCCAGUGUCACAGUCACGAACUGCUACAAGACUGAUGGUCACAUGAGAAAAUGCAAUAACAAAAAAAAUUGAAAAUACUAGUAGAAAAAGAAAAAGCUAAUAGGUUGAUAACCAUAAAAGCUGUCUAAACUCCAUAUUUUGUUGUUGACAUUAUCUAAUCUGAAACAAAACUUCAGGUUUCUACACAUACGGAUUUGGAUUCUUCUCUGUCAACAGAUCUAUCAAUAAUUCUCUCCACACAUCCGAAAGCUUUUGGCUCCAUGGGAGAUAAAUUUGCUGUGAAAGAUAAAUGGACUGAAUGAAGAGCCAUUGAGAAAAGACUUUGCCUGCAUUGUUCUGUGCCGUGACAGGAAGGCUGUUAUGUUUAGCUGAUUUUAUGAUAUUCUGUUUUUGCCAUGUGUUUUUGUAUUUUUUAUCAUGUUUUUUUGCUGUUGAUGUCCAUUCAGUAUUGCUAUUGUUGUGAGUUGAAACAUUAUUAAUUGUUCUCCCUUGAAAAAUCCUGCUUAAUUCAUUAUGGAUUCCAUAAUUUUAGCAUUUUAUGUUACAUGUAGCUGAAACUUUCCAGAGCUCCUUGCAGUGAAUGCUGAAGUAAAUACUAGCUUAAGUUCUUAGUAGAUCUAAACUAAAAGCAACCAACAGUAAAGAAAUAUCCAUUAAAAAGUUUUAAUUAAGAUAUUAAAUUAAAACAAGGUGAUUUUAACAUGUUGAGGUUCCCCAAAAUAGGUCUGGGGAACUCACCAACUGAAUGUAAUUGUAAAGUGUCAGAUACUUUAUUCUCUCUGCCAAGUCUGCCAACGCUCCAUAAAGACAUGGUUAAGACAAGCCUCAGACUGUUUUUGACCGCCAAAGCUUCAAAAUCUGUGUUCAAAGGACUUUUGCCACAGAGCCCACUCUUAUAAAGCUGCACACGCGUCCCGAGAAAAGCAAUUUCAAAGUGCUUUGAGGUAUAUUGCUGAGUGUCAGUGAGUUUUAGGUACUUGUUUCUUCUCAGCACUGCUGACCAUAUCCUUUCUGAUAUAAGGUCUAGACAGUGCCCCCCUGUAGCUUUUAGUUCUUUCACACCCUAUCCUCUCUGCCCCACCCCACCCCCACUUCAUGCAUCAAGUGUGUUUUUGGUCAACAACAAUUAUUGGCUUGUG